AAUUUUUCGCCCAUUUAUCCUUUUGUCUUUGAAAAGGAAGGCUGUGCUGUGUUAACACCGGCAGCCCGUGUUGUUAGCGUUGUUUGUGCUUGUCAUCAGCUUGCGUACAGUUGCGUGGUUGAAUUCUCUAGGGCGUGUUACGAAUAUCUCAAAGACAUCAUGAGUUUCGGAUUCAGUGGUAAGAUGGGGGUCAGCAGUGGACGUUCUGAUAACUCUGUUGGAUUUUACGGUGUGCCUGAUGUCAUGACUUCUGGAUUGACCACACGCAAAGCCCUUACCAUCCCGGCUCACCCUCUUGAGGCUACGGAGAGAAGUUUCCAUGACAAUAAACUCCGAAUGGAAAUGAACAUGCUGCGAAACACUCAAGGACUACAUGCCCCUCUGAAGAUGGCCAUGGAGCUGAAGGCUGCCCAUAAAGUUGGCCGUCUUCCAUUCCUCCCAAGCUCUAAUCUUAUGGCUGAUGUUCUGUUGGGACGGGAUGACCAGCUAUCUUUCGAAGACUUCCUCAACCCAGUUGAAUUCAGGGAAGAAGGUGGACAACCCCAUGCUAUAGUUGAAAAGUCUCUUGGCAUUUUGUAACUUAUUAACUUAGAUGUAUGUUUUUCUCAUUCAAUUCUUAUAAAGCGUCUUAUACUUUUCAUUUGCUUCUUUAUUUUAUAUUAUGGUUCGAAACUUGAUUCUAGUUAAUUAAACAGACAAAUCUCUUGGUGCAA
Thrips palmi is the source of this 713-nucleotide messenger RNA. RefSeq names its product proteasome maturation protein (gene Pomp). Gene Ontology annotation, biological process: proteasome assembly. The transcript is spliced from 4 exons. The coding region runs from base 160 to 579 and encodes 139 amino acids. NCBI's taxonomy places the organism in Eukaryota, Metazoa, Arthropoda, Insecta, Thysanoptera, Thripidae. The record is from RefSeq and is a predicted model, not a curated record. Gene Ontology annotation, cellular component: nucleus; cytoplasm.